UCGUAAGAAGUCCAAGAUUUGGACAACAACAGAGUAUCGAUCAAAUCUCACCAUCUAUCACUACCCCUCACUGCAUAUCGGUUCUUCUCUUUUCUAUCUGCUAGUCGCUGUCUUGUGGAAACAUAGUAUGGGCAGCUCUCCAUUUUAUUGAUUAUACCUACUCUUUGAGGUGCAGAUGGUCCAGAUUUCAGUGCAUCCCGUCGUGCAUGACGUCAGACCACCGGCACAGAAUUGGGCCUUGACACGCAAGCCGUACCAUGGUGCAACAAUGAUUUCAGGGACAGCAAUUCCCCGAAUUGGGACUCAUAGGUUAGAAUCAAUUGUAAUCUAAGUCAGCUAUCUUCCCUCGCUUCUCAUCUCAACCAACCUCGAUCAAUCAAAUUGAACAGUCAAGGAGCAAAAUAUGGCCUACCAGUCAAAGGACGCUUACCCUCGGCCUGACUUCGUUCAUACGAAUCACAGAUGGGCACCUAUUAAUGAUCAGUGGACAGUCCUUUUCGAUGAUAAAGAUGUCGGGCUGAAGGAGCUGUGGCAUAUAAAUGGCGUACCUGAUAAGGUUUCCGUAACCACCGUUUCGGCCUCCAGCAGCGCCGAUGCCGAGGCGGAAGCCCAGCGACUUGCCGCAUUUCCCGAGCUCAUUGCGAAAGGAUUUGAGGCCAGGAAAGAGAAAAUUCGUGAGAAUACUAAGAAGCCUAUAAACGUGCCUUUCACAUUUCAGACGCCAGCCUCAGGUCUCUAUGAAAAGGAUGCCCACGAGGUAUUGUGGUACGAACGGCCGGUCUCGGACCCCCGUGCCAAGGCCGAGGUCGAUGCUGGCGACCGUGUGCUUGCCCGUUUCGGUGCCGUUGAUUACAGCGUUACUCUCUGGCUGUCGGGAUACCUUGUCGGCAAGCACCGGGGUGGACAUGUCCCCUUCGAUGUUGACAUUACGGAUGUUCUAGAUAUUGUUCGACAAAGGACAGGGGAAAGCGAGCUACAGCUAGUUCUACGUGUGGUGGACUCGCCAUAUGAUCUUGGCCAGCCACGGGGGAAGCAAUACUGGGCGCCUCAGCCCGAAAGUAUAUUCUAUACUCCAUCGAGCGGCAUCUGGCAACCUGUCGUUCUGGAGGUAGUCCCGGCUACCCGCCUGGGCAAUAGUAGCGCGGGCACGGUACUGAAAUCAAACGAUAUUCAUGGUGGCGUUCUCGACGCGGAAGUGGCUGUUGUCGGACGACGAGCAGGUCACGCUUAUAGCGUCGAGAUCGAAGGAAGCCUCCAAGGUUAUUCAAUCGGAAAGAAGAGAGAAAGCCUACCCAAAGACAAAGACUUUACUUAUGUGAAACUCCCACUAGUACUAAGUGAAGAUCAAAAGCGGCGUGCACCACCGUCUCUAACUAGCGUGGCAUCUUAUGAUAACCCCGAUUUUUGGUACAAGGGCAAACUAGCCGUUUGGUCGCCAGAUUAUCCCACUCUUUACGACCUUGUUAUCCGAUUGUAUGAUUCGGAGGGUAAAGUCAUUGAUGAGGUCAAGACAUACACCGGGUUCCGACAUCUAGACUGGAACAAGGGCGACGGUACAUUCCGGCUCAAUGACAAACCGCUCUUCCAAGCACUAUGUCUCGACCAAGGCUAUUGGCCUGAGACGGGUCUAACACCGCCUAGUCAAGAAAGUCUAAAGGAGGACAUCGUGCUUGCGAAAAAGAUGGGAUUCAACGGAUGCCGGAAACACCAGAAAGUCGAGGACCCUGUAUUUCUGUACUGGGCUGAUAAGCUAGGAUAUCUGGUAUGGGGUGAAAUGGCAAAUGCUUAUGAGUUCAGCGCCGAGUAUAAGGAUCGAAUGAACCAAGAAUGGGCCGAAGCUGUGAAGCGUGACAUUAACCACCCCUCUGUCAUUACGUGGACUCCUGUGAAUGAGUCCUGGGGUUAUCCAAGUCUUAAGGAUAAUAUCGAGCAGCGCAACCAUGUUCGCUCACUAUAUUAUCUAACCAAGACUCUCGAUCCUACGCGACCUGUCAACGACAAUUGCGGUUGGGAGCAUGUGUUAACAGAUUUAAGUACGUUUCACGACUACUCAGACGCGCCAGCUCUUUCAGAAUCAUGCGCAACCCUUGAGAAAACACUUGAUCGAGCCUGGGCCGGGCGGCCGAUGUUCCUGGGACCCAUUGGGGAAGUCGACCCCGGUACCAAGCAUCGUCCUGGGGCUCCGGUCAUUUGCACCGAAUUCGCCGGCGUCAACAUUGCACCUACCGGCGCGAAAAGCGGGGAGAUUCAACCCCAAGGAGGAGGUGGUGAUUGGGGAUAUACAACAGCCAGUGACGCGAGUGACCUCCUGACGCGCAUUGACGCCCUCGUCAAGGCGGUUUGUCAGGGAAGCCAUGUGACUGGAUUCGUGUAUACCCAGCUAUCCGACAUUGAGCAAGAAGUCAACGGGGUAUAUUCCUUUGACAGGAAGGAGAAGAUCCCGGCUGCUGAGGUGAAGAGGAUAUUUGACACUGCGAAAAAGAGCUACCUUGAUAGCCUCCCAAGAGAAACUUAGUCUUUCAACUUCAUCUCUGGCUUAUCAGGCUACUAUACCUACUUAGUGGUAGAUAAAUGAAGUCAGCUUAUGGUAGUGUUGGGCAUGCAUGAACAUGAAUAGAUAGCUUUUUGUUCUUUAGAGAAUCUAGCAGACCAAUCCAAAUCGCGCAUUUCGGUUUCCAGACAAAAUUACUUGUGUUAACGUUUGCUAUUAGCAUCAUCAGCAUCAUUGAAGCAAGAGGCGAAAU
Messenger RNA from Xylaria bambusicola, 2744 nucleotides. RefSeq names its product glycoside hydrolase family 2 protein. The record is from RefSeq and is a predicted model, not a curated record. Gene Ontology annotation, molecular function: hydrolase activity, hydrolyzing O-glycosyl compounds. NCBI's taxonomy places the organism in Eukaryota, Fungi, Ascomycota, Sordariomycetes, Xylariales, Xylariaceae. The transcript has 3 exons. Gene Ontology annotation, biological process: carbohydrate metabolic process. Bases 404 to 2515 code for a protein of 703 amino acids.